UGGAGAUAUUACACCUUUACUUUUAAAACAGAGGACGAUACAGCUCAAUUAGACGUGGUCAAACAAAAUGGCCAUUUAAUGAAAUCUGUGAGCAUCGUUUUGGAUCAGAAGGAAAAGUUCAAUCGAGAAAAUGCUUGUGAAGUUUUGAACAUUCUAAGUAACCUUGGAAACCAAAGAGUUUCAAUUCUGAUACUGAAAUUCGUUGGAGAAAAUCCACUGUUUUUCUCUGGAAUAGAAUUCGUGAAAGCGCUGAAAUCAUUUUUCAGUGCAAAAAAUCAAGAUGACGACACUGGUAGCUUGCUGGAAGUUGAUGUCGGCUGCCUAUGGGUAGAUUUGGACAAAGAGUUCUUGGAAAUAUUGUCAAGCCAUCAUAAGAAUUUGGAAUCUUUGAAUAUCCAGACUGAAAUUAUGAUUUCUAAGGUUCAUCCAGCAUACAUUAUGAAUUUGCUAGACAAUUGCAAACGUUUGAAAAAUUUGAGUUUGUUUUAUAUCAACCUUUCAGACGAGGUUCUAGAGAAGCUGGUAGAAGAAGGCCGUGAUCCAUUUGAUCACCUGUCAAUCAAAUGUCGUCAUCAAGAUAACUAUAGCAACAUAAUUUCUAAAAGUUCGUGGAAAACGCUUACUGAAAAAUGGCCCAAUUUAAAAGUUGAAAUUAUUUUUGAUCCCAACUUCAGCCAAGACAAAUUUUCUCAAAUUCUGUGCCCGGAAAUACCCGUCAAUGAUGUGAAUCUAGAAAUGUAUUCGGAUGUUUCAAAGGAAUUGAAUUUUAUAGCCGAAAAUUACCCUCGAACUUUAGAAAAUCUUACGGUUUACGCCGAACCAUCAAAAUACGUCGAAGAAUCUUUGAUGGCCAUUGCUAGAAACUGUCAAAAAUUAAGCAGUUUGUAUGUUUAUUGCACCAUUUCAGAGGACGUAACUGAACAGAUUUUGGAAUUGUAUCCUGGUCUUCGUGAAAGCAAGCAGUACCACUUUGGUUAA
Lottia gigantea (owl limpet) is the source of this 978-nucleotide messenger RNA. RefSeq lists its product as hypothetical. NCBI's taxonomy places the organism in Eukaryota, Metazoa, Mollusca, Gastropoda, Lottiidae. The annotation marks the transcript as partial. The transcript has a single exon. The record is from RefSeq and is a predicted model, not a curated record.